Mesorhabditis spiculigera is the source of this 1074-nucleotide messenger RNA. The record is from the annotation of a GenBank genome assembly. Lineage: Eukaryota; Metazoa; Nematoda; Chromadorea; Rhabditida; Rhabditidae.
AUGACGCUCACAUUUAACGAGGUACUGCUCCAGUUUGCGGCCGCGGCACAAAAAGCUGAGAACAGCCAAGCUAAACAUGAGGAGGAUGACGGAAACGGAUCAGACGCCUCUUCUUAUCCCCCAGAAUUGAAUGGUCAUGACGUUUCCGGCGGUGCCGUCAGCGACGAUGAUAUGAAGCCCGAACUCGGGAAGAUGAAGCCGAGGCGUCGAUAUAAGGGAAAGAAGAGAUCGAGCACCGGACGCUCCUGGGUGAAACUGGAGGAUGAACAUGCGCCGAGGCGACCCCGAUCCGCUUAUGUAUUGUUUCUCAGUACCAAUCGCAGCAAAUACGGAUCUGCUAAAGAGGGGCCCGUCAACCAGUCGAAUAUUAAUGUCGCCUUGGCGAGUGAAUGGCAGAAACUUGUAGAGGCUGAUCGGCAGGUAUACAUCGAUCGGGCCAACGAAGAACGUGCGCAAUACGAUCGCGAAAUGUCGACCUACAAGGACACGCCAGAAUACCACGAAUUUUCAUUGAAAAAGGCGGUGAUCAUGAAGCAGCGCAAACUCUACCGCCAAGGUGGUCUACCAAUGGAACAGUUACAAAAGAGUGAGGAGGCUAUUAUGAGAAUGGGCAUCCCCGAGCUGGAGCAGCUGCAGUCGGCCCUCAAGGUUUCCGGAAGAAAUGUCAAGAAUUCUAAUACUGCCACCCUGGAUAUGUCCACGACGCCGAUGGUCAACGAGAUACCGAUAUUUUCGGAAGCCUUUUUGAACUACAACAGGAAUCGUGAAGCCGAACUGCGCGCCAUUCGACGCACCAACCGUGUCGCCGAAGAUGAAAAUCGUGAACUGCAAGAGGCCAUCGCUCGGCUCCGUCCUCAUUCGGAAAUUGCAGAACAAGCUGCCGCGGUGAAACAGCACUUUGACAACAUGGUGAGCGCUGCGGGCGCCGCUCUGGCUGCAGCCGCAUUUGCCCGGCCCGCCUCGCAAAACAAUAUCAUCAACAUAAUCAACCAGGCAGCCAGAGCCCCCUCCACCGAUCCACUGGUCGUGCUCGUCAAGGAAGCCCUGAGCAACGUCGACUGGGCCAACAUCGCA